This is a messenger RNA of Penaeus vannamei (Pacific white shrimp), 531 nucleotides long. Lineage: Eukaryota; Metazoa; Arthropoda; Malacostraca; Decapoda; Penaeidae. The record is from RefSeq and is a predicted model, not a curated record.
AUGACCAGCGCCUCUACUCGCCCGCCUACUCCGCGCACAGCCCCGCCUACAGCACCACCAGCACCACCAGCAACAGCAGCACAGGCAGCACGGGCGGCGCCUCUCCAGCCUACAGCUGCCCCGCCAGCCCCGGGUACCAGCGCCCGGCUCGCCGACUUCGGCUUCCAGUUCACGCCCGCGCCGCCCGGCUACGGCGACGUGGAGCAGUUCGGGUGCCAGGCCGAGUUCGUGCGGGCGGUGCUGGACGGCAACCCGCGGGAGCUGAAGCGCAUCCUGACGCGGUACUCGCAGCUGGUGCAGAUCAACGGCUUCACGGCGGACGGGCAGACGGCGCUCACGCAGUCGUGUAUGGACGGCAACCUGGAGGUGAUCAAGGUGCUGGUGGCGCACGGCGCGUCCCUGCACCUCACCAACCGCGACGGGUUCUCGCCCUCACCUGGGCGUGCUGCGUGGGCAAGCCUGACGUCAUGGAGUACCUCCUCCACUCCGCCUCCAGCAGACGGUAAUCCUUGUGAUAUCUACCUAGCUUAG